Caenorhabditis elegans is the source of this 1283-nucleotide messenger RNA. RefSeq names its product Organic solute transporter alpha-like protein 3 (gene osta-3). NCBI's taxonomy places the organism in Eukaryota, Metazoa, Nematoda, Chromadorea, Rhabditida, Rhabditidae. Gene Ontology annotation, biological process: transmembrane transport. The record is from RefSeq and is marked reviewed. Gene Ontology annotation, cellular component: membrane; plasma membrane.
UUUCAGAAUGGCGAAGGAGCACGGAGCGAUGCGAUCGGUUCUGAAUCUUAUCGGAUCUGUGAUGCUCCCACAGGACACUUCAAAUUGCUCGGAUCGGCAUGACACACCGUCCGCGCCAGAAUUUUUAAGCCAUCUCCAACCAUUUCAAACAGUGCUCCUCUCGAUCGCCUCAUUCUCAACAACCAUUGUACUUUGCCUAUCGCUAAUUCACUGGUUUUACGUGUACAAGUACGUGUCAAUAGAGAAACGACGGAACAAACUCUACUGGCUGAUCGCCGUGUUUCCGGUAGCAUGCUCGUGCUCCUUCAUUGCUAUGUGCGUUCCGAGGACAGCCGUCAUUCUGACAUGCAUCGGUGUCCUGUACUAUCUCAUGUGCCUGUUCGUCAUCGUGUCACUUGCACGUCAUCUAUUCGGCGGCCGAGAAUCGUUUUCCACGUGCCUUCAGUACGACGACAGGCCGAUCGACUUCAGAUCACCGCCGUUUUGCUGUAUUAUUCCGAAACUACCGACUGCGAGGUCUACAGAAAAGAACAUCCGACGACUGGAAUGGUGCGUGCUCCAGGCUCCGAUCGUCCGAUCCAUCAUCAUCUUCCUAGACGUGGUAGCCGUCGCUGAAAUGCGAGAGGACGCUACUCCAUACAUUAGAUACUCGGAUAUGGCAUCACUUUGCUCACUGCUGCUUGCGAUCUUCGGAGUACACACAUUGGCGAGGGUUACUUCGAACAAGCUCUCCGCCUACUGCUUCAUGUCAAUGUUCCGGCUCGUGGAUAUAUCGCUGCUCUUCUUCUCCGCACAACAGCCGAUGAUCUUCCAGAACGUGUUGCUCAGAUUUAAUUUGAUAUCCUGCGGACCGCUACUAAAUGCUCAAGAGAAUGCUUAUUUCGUCUGCAACUUCAUAAUCACCUGCGAAAUGCUUCUGCUCAGUGUGCUCGCCACGUGGCUUUUGGCUCCACGUCACAAUGCGAUGUUCGACGCCUAUCGUCCGUCUAUGGCACUUUCGGAGACAACAGCGUCUCUUAAUGAAACAGAGCAAUCUAUGAUUCUGGAUCACUGAUUUUUUAAUUGAAUUAUUUUAUUUUUUAGACAGAAAUUUUAGAUUUUGAUUCACUUUUUUUAAAUAUUGAUCUCAUUUUGCACUGAUCUCCAGCCGAUCUAGUCGUCGCUCACCUUCACUUCCUGUGCAUAUUACUUAUGAUUUUCCCUGUGAUUUUUUGUUGCUUUCUUUGUAUUUUUUGAAAUUGCAAAGUAAAAAAAAAUGAGUAAAAUAAAAUGGUUUUAUGCUC